AUGUUCCGACGACUAGUCCCGCGACCCCGGCUGUGGCCGUCCUGCAGACGCCUCAGCUCACACAGGGAGUACCUCAACUACGAAAUUGACAAGGUCAACAACCCGAUCCGUGUCCCGAGAGACCAGCUUGCAGAACGAAUGGCCAAGAUCCCGCUGAAAAACUACAGGAACUUCAUCAUUGUGGCCCAUGUCGACCACGGAAAGUCCACCCUGAGCGACCGGUUGCUCGAGCUGACCGGCGUCGUUGAACCGGGCCAGCACAACAAACAGAUUCUCGAUAAACUUGACGUGGAAAAGGAAAGAGGCAUCACCGUCAAAGCCCAGACCGUGUCGAUGAUGUACCAUUACAAGGGCGAGGACUACCUGUUCCACCUGGUGGACUCGCCGGGCCACGUGGACUUCCGCCUGGAGGUGUCGCGGUCGUACGCGUCGUGCCAGGGCGCGCUGCUACUCGUCGACGCGUCCGAGGGAAUCAAGGCGCAGACCGUCGCCAACUUCUACCUCGCGUACUCGAUGGACCUGCGGCUCCUGCCGGUCAUCAACAAGAUCGACCUCGACACCGCCAACGUGGCGCGCGCCGAGGAGCAGAUCGCCGCCGCCUUCGAGCUACCGGCACGUGACAUCGUGCACGUGAGCGCAAAGACGGGCCAGAACGUCGAGUAUCUGCUGCCGGCGAUCAUCGAGAAGAUAGCACCGCCCGUGCACUGUCGUCCAGACGCGCCGCUGCGCGCGCAGAUCGUCGAUUCGUGGUACGACCCGUACGUCGGGGUCAUCCUUCUCGUGAACAUGGUGGACGGUGUUAUCAGGAAAGGCACCCGGAUAGAGAGCUGUCGCACGAGAGAAAAGUACGAGGUCAAGGAAGUCGGCAUCAUGUAUCCCGAGCGCACGCCUAUGCCGCAGCUGGUCGCGGGUCAGGUUGCGUACGUGAUUCCCGGGUUCAAGGAUCCGAACGACGCGUUUGUCGGCGACACGCUUAUCCUGGCAAACUCUGGCGCAGAGCCGUUGGAGGGCUUUGAGGAGCCGAAGCCGAUGGUGUUCGUGGGCGCGUUCCCGGCAGAAGGGUCGGAUUUCAAGAAGAUGGAGGAGAGUCUGCAGCAUCUUUUCCUGAACGACCGGUCGGUGACGAUCCAGCGGGCCACGUCGAACGCGCUGGGGCAGGGCUGGCGGCUCGGGUUUCUUGGGUCGCUACAUGCGUCGAUUUUCAAGGAGCGGCUCGAAAAAGAGCACGGCAAGAAUCUCAUUAUUACGUCGCCAACGGUGCCGUACAAGGUGCACUACACAGACGGCACGGAGCAGAUCGUGAGCAACCCGGACGAGUUCCCGGACGGCACGCAGAAACAGAAGAUCCGGUACUUCAGCGAGCCGUACGUGGAGGCCCUGAUGACGUUUCCGAGCGAGUACACGGGCACGGUGAUGACGCUGUGCGACAACAACCGCGGCGAGCAGGUGGACAUGCAGUACUUGUCGAACGGGCAGGCGUUGGUCAAGUAUCUGCUGCCGACGUCGCAGCUGAUCGACGAUUUCUUCGGGAAGCUCAAGAGCGCGACGCGGGGCUACGCGUCGCUCGACUACGAGGACCAUGGGUACCGGCCCUCCGACAUCCACAAGCUGGAGCUGCUAGUAAACGGCGACGGCGUCGACGCGCUGUCGAUGGUGCUGCAUAAGAGCCAGCUCGAAAAGACCGCGCGGCGAGCGGUGCAGCGGCUCAAGGAGUUUCUGCGGAUCCAGCAGUUCGAGGUGAUUAUCCAGGCCAAGGCCAACAACCGCAUUAUUGCCAGAGAAACCAUCAAGGCGCGCCGCAAGGACGUGCUGGCGAAACUGCACGCGGCAGACAUCUCGCGGCGCAAAAAGCUGCUGGCCAAACAGAAAGAGGGCAAGAAACACCUCAAGGCCGUGGGCCAGGUCCGCAUCUCGUCGGACGCGUACCAGUCGUUCCUGCGCAAGGACUGA
Messenger RNA from Ogataea haglerorum, 1950 nucleotides. RefSeq lists its product as uncharacterized. Gene Ontology annotation, molecular function: mitochondrial ribosome binding; GTPase activity; GTP binding. Bases 1 to 1950 code for a protein of 649 amino acids. Gene Ontology annotation, biological process: positive regulation of translation. The transcript has a single exon. NCBI's taxonomy places the organism in Eukaryota, Fungi, Ascomycota, Pichiomycetes, Pichiales, Pichiaceae. The record is from RefSeq and is a predicted model, not a curated record. Gene Ontology annotation, cellular component: mitochondrion.